This is a messenger RNA of Penicillium subrubescens, 2184 nucleotides long. Its product is annotated as biotin--[acetyl-CoA-carboxylase] ligase BPL1. Gene Ontology annotation, cellular component: cytoplasm. The coding region runs from base 1 to 2184 and encodes 727 amino acids. Gene Ontology annotation, molecular function: biotin--[biotin carboxyl-carrier protein] ligase activity. Gene Ontology annotation, biological process: protein modification process. NCBI's taxonomy places the organism in Eukaryota, Fungi, Ascomycota, Eurotiomycetes, Eurotiales, Aspergillaceae. The transcript is spliced from 5 exons. The record is from RefSeq and is a predicted model, not a curated record.
AUGAUCGGUUGGCCUCGGCGGGAUGGAGAACUGGAUUUAUCUUAUCGGCCAUCCCCAGCUUCCCAUCAUUUCCCUCUCCGACAAUCAACAAUGGCGACGCCCACUGGUAAUAAUGCCAACCUGACGGGCAAAAGACUCAAUGUCCUGGUCUAUUCCGGUUCGCUCACUCACUCUGCCUGGCAACUCAGCCGUUUUCUGACCGACAAUGGCCCGACAGGAACCGGAACGACCGUCGACUCCGUCCGACACUGCCUCUACACCUUGCGCCGCCUGCUAGCACCCAACUAUGCAGUCACCCCCGUCACGGGCGACAUGCUCCUGAAGGAGCCGUGGACGGCAACCUGUGCCCUGCUGGUGAUACCUGGUGGAGCGGAUCUGGGCUAUGGACGCACACUCAAUGGCGAGGGGAAUCGGCGCAUUACUCAAUUUUACCUCGGUCUGUGUGCGGGCGGCUACUACGGGUGCAGGAGAUGCGAGUUCGAGGUUGGCGAUAAGACUAUGGAGGUCAUUGGCGACCGCGAGUUGGGAUUCUUCCCAGGAACUUGUCGGGGUGGUGCAUUCCCUGGUUUCGUCUAUCAUAGCGAGGCUGGGGCAAGGGCAGUCGGACUGGAUGUUUCCAAGGAGGCUUUGAGCAUUGGUACCAUACCUACACAUUUCCGCUCUUACUACAAUGGUGGCGGUGUCUUUGUAGAUGCUCCAUUGUUGAAGGACAAGGGUGUGGAGGUGUUGGCUAGCUACUCCGAGAAGCUCAAUGUAGACCCCGGCGAGGGCGCUGCCGCCGUUGUCUACUGCAAAGUUGGAGACGGUGCGGCCAUCUUGACGGGACCGCAUCCAGAAUUCGCGGCUGUAAACCUCGAUCCCAAGGCAAACGGCCCUGAGUAUAAAGAGCUCGUUGACGCGCUGGCCGCUGAUGACAAGGAGCGUACAGAUUUCUUGAAGGCAUGUCUGUCCAAACUGGGACUUCAGAUCGCGCAAGAUUCUACCACUGUACCAUCGCUAUCUUCUUUGCAUGUCUCCGGUCUUGAUGCCGAGGGACCAUUGGAGAUUCUCUCCUUGCUUGCCCAAGCUUUAACCACCGAGAACGAGAAAGAAUACUUAAAGGAUGAGAACGAUACAUUCCGAAUUGAGCGACCGGGGACCUGGAAUUUAAAUGACCUGGAGAACGCUCUUCCUGAUGGUUCCUCGAAAACUAACGAGGGCAUUAUUGAUUAUAAGGAAAUUAUCAAGCGACUUGUGAUUCAUGAUGAUGUGCCUGCCUCCAAGUUGACGCCCUAUUUCAACCACCACGCAUUCUACGCCAAUCUCCGCCAGUAUCAGUCUGAAUCACGGGAGGGCGCUUCGAAGUUUGGAUCGACCCUGAUGUACGGCGAGGUCAUUACGAGUACCAACACAAUCAUGGAGAAGAACACCCAACUGCUUCGCCGGCUACCUCAUGGGUUCACUGCCACGGCAACAGUCCAGGUCGCUGGACGUGGACGGGGCUCUAACGUGUGGAUCUCUCCAGCCGGAUCAUUGAUAUUCUCAACGGUUGUACGACACCCAAUUGAAAAGAUCCAGUCUGCGCCCGUGAUUUUCAUUCAGUAUCUGUCUGCUAUGGCUGUGGUCAAAGGAAUCAAGAGCUACGCCAAGGGGUACGAGAAUCUUCCGGUCAAGCUGAAGUGGCCGAAUGAUAUUUAUGCUCUUGACCCGGAAGACCCCGAGCAGAAGAAAUACACAAAGAUCUGUGGUAUCCUCAUCAACUCCCACUUCAUGUCAAACGAAUACAUCUCCGUUGUCGGAAUUGGCAUCAACGCCACAAACGCCUCACCCACUACCGCCCUCACUGCCCUUGCCGCACGUUACGCUUCCCCCGGCGCCGCGGCCGCUUCUCCCAUCACACUCGAGAAGCUCCUCGCACGGAUUCUCACCACUUUUGAAGAUCUGUACACGCGGUUCCUUCGGACAGGUUUUGACCGCGGCUUUGAAGCGAUGUAUUACGAAGAUUGGUUGCACAUGCACCAGAUUGUCACGCUGGAGGAGGAAGGUGGUGCUCGUGCUCGAAUCCAAGGAAUCACCCGUGACUAUGGCCUCCUCCUGGCGGAGGAACUUGGUUGGAAUGAUCGUCCGACUGGCCGGGUCUGGCAGUUGCAGAGUGAUAGUAACAGCUUUGAUUUCUUCCGUGGAUUGCUGAAGCGGAAGAUCUAG